Oryzias melastigma (Indian medaka) is the source of this 4277-nucleotide messenger RNA. RefSeq names its product integrin beta-3. Gene Ontology annotation, biological process: cell-matrix adhesion; integrin-mediated signaling pathway; cell adhesion mediated by integrin. Gene Ontology annotation, cellular component: integrin complex; focal adhesion; cell surface. Gene Ontology annotation, molecular function: fibrinogen binding; fibronectin binding; integrin binding. The record is from RefSeq and is a predicted model, not a curated record. The transcript is spliced from 15 exons. Lineage: Eukaryota; Metazoa; Chordata; Actinopteri; Beloniformes; Adrianichthyidae. The coding region runs from base 829 to 3306 and encodes 825 amino acids.
UUUUAAUCUGGUUUAGAAUUUAAAUAAAAUAAUAUUAAACAGUACUGUCAAACAAACUGUACACAAAAGGUUUUGUGACCGUGAAAUCACGUGAUGCCCAACAGUACAAUACGUUAUUUUUAACGAUUCAAAGACACAUUUUAGGCUAAAUCACGAGUAUUAUGUCAAUGUUACAUUUUUUGUUGUGGGGUAAACAAGAACAUGACUGAUUUCUUGAACACAUUUAUGGCUAUACUCAAUUAUUUCUUCAUUUAUAUGAUUAUUUUUGGCUCGUGUUUAUCGAUCUUUUUAACGAGGAUUUAUUUCUAAUAAAUAGAAUCAGAAAAACAGAAGCUUAUUUUCGGUAAUAUAGCUACAUUUUGGAGUCUCUACGCAUACAAGUACUUGUUAAAUUACAAAAAAAUGUAAUAAAUACAAAGUGUUCAAACCUUAAGCCGUCCUUUUGUUUAUGUCUGUACAGCAAGCGUCCACUAGAGGGUGCUAAAGUGCAAUAAUAUGUCUGUACGGCUAGUGUCCACUAGAGGGUGCCAAAGCGCUACAAUUAGAAAAUUUAAUUCCAUGCAUCACCAAAUUUAGCAGUUACUUUUACUCUAACAUAAAAAUGUUUUAUGGAACUUUUUUACUUAAUAGAAAUAGUUUGUCCUCAUAAUCUAGGAUUCUAGACGUAUUUAAGCAUUUAAAGUAACGACGAUUUGAUCCACAACCCCUCAACCCCAGAACUGUGCGCUCUCCCCGCCCACUGCGCGUAAAGAUGACCAUGUGAGCUGUGUACGGGGGAGCAGGGGGUGGUAGGGCCAUCUGACUCCGGUUGGCUCAGUUUUUGGACUGAUGAGCUUUUUCCUGCUGGUUUUCACUCGCACAGCCCACAUCGCAGCUCUCCGUCCAGCUGCGUGCUCGCAGCGAGCCCUCAUCAGGAUGGGUCCCUCUCCCCAGACGCACGGGGCGUUGUGGGUGUGCGCGUUGUUCUUUGCGGGAAUUACAGCAAUUUGCGGUUCUAAUGUGUGCACAUCUAGAGGAGCAAGCACAUGCAAGCAAUGCCUGGCCGUGCACCCCAGCUGUGCGUGGUGCUUCCAAGAGGACUUUGGUCACGGAGCGGCCGGCUCGUCUCGUUGCGACCUGAAGAAGAACCUGCUAGCAGCCGGUUGUUCUCCAUCAGCUCUGGAAUCUCCAACCAGCAGACUUACAGUGAUCGAAGAUCGGCCUCUGAGCAACAAGGCAGCAGGUGCAACACAAGACAUUACCCAGAUAAAACCCCAGAAGCUGCACAUCACCCUCAGGCCAGAUGAUGCUAAGCGCUUUACCGUGAAGGUCCGUCAGGUGGAAGAUUAUCCGGUGGACCUCUACUACCUGAUGGAUCUCUCCUUCUCCAUGAACGAUGACCUCUUCCGCCUGAGGACGCUCGGUAACGGCCUGGCAACGGCGAUGAGCCGCACUACCAGCAACCUGCGGAUGGGCUUUGGUGCAUUUGUGGACAAGCCUUUGUCGCCCUACAUGUACAUCUCACCUGAGGAGGCGGUGAAAAACCCUUGCUACAGCAUUAAUACCACCUGUCUGCCCCAGUUUGGCUACAAACACGUUUUAUCGCUGACGGAGGAAGUGGGGCGCUUCACAGAGGAAGUCAAGAAGCAAAUGGUUUCCAGGAACAGAGAUGCUCCUGAGGGAGGCUUUGAUGCUAUCAUCCAGGCUGCUGUGUGCAAGGACCAGAUUGGCUGGCGUCCAGGUGCAUCCCACCUUCUCAUCUUUACCUCAGACGCCAAAACUCACAUGGCUCUGGACGGCCGCCUUGCUGGGAUUGUGCACCCCAAUGACGGACAGUGCCAUCUUAACUCUGAAAAUAUUUACAGUAAAUCUACCACCAUGGACUACCCAUCUCUGGCUUUGAUCACGGAGAAGAUGUCGGAGAACAACAUCAACCUCAUCUUCGCCGUCACAAAUUCGGUGGUGACUCUGUACCAGAACUACAGUGAGCUGAUUCCUGGCACCACAGUUGGAACUCUGUCCAAUGACUCUGGAAAUGUUAUUCAGCUCAUACUGAAGGCUUACGCCAAAAUUCGUUCCAAAGUGGAGCUGGAGGUUCAAGGCGUCCCCGAGGAGCUCUCCCUGUCCUUCAAUGCCACUUGCUUGAACGGAGAAGUCAUUCCGGGCCUCAAAUCCUGCUCUGGCCUCAAAAUAGGAGACACGGUUUCUUUUAGUGUCGAGGCACGUGCUCACGGCUGCCCCAAACAAAAGAAGAAAACUUUUAUCAUCAAGCCCGUGGGCUUCAAGGACUCCCUCUCAGUCACCGUCACCUUUGAGUGCGACUGCAAGUGUCAGAGCAAAGCGCAGCCAGACAGCCCCAAAUGCACCAACGGCAACGGGACCUUUGAAUGCGGCAUCUGCCUGUGCCACCCGGGCCGCUUGGGGCCUCACUGUGAGUGUGCGGAAGGGGACUACAACCCCACCGACCAGGACCGCUGCAGCGGGCCGGAUGGAGCGGGAGGACUCCGGUCGUCUAUCUGCAGUGGCCGUGGGGACUGUGUGUGUGGCCAGUGUGUGUGCCACAGCAGUGACUUUGGGAAGGUCUGGGGAAAGCUGUGCGAGUGCGACGACUUCAACUGUCUCCGCUAUAAAGGAGAACUGUGCUCAGGCCAUGGAGUUUGUAACUGUGGCUUCUGUCAGUGUGACCCAGACUGGCAGGGAGACAACUGCAACUGCUCCAGACGCACCGACACCUGCAUGUCCAGCCUGGGCCUGCUGUGCAGUGGGAGGGGCCAGUGUGUCUGCGGGGUCUGCGAGUGCACACAGCCAGGGGCUUACGGGGCCACCUGCGACAAGUGCCCCACCUGUCCGGACGCCUGCACCAUGAAGAAGGAAUGCGUGGAGUGCAAGCACUUCAAGAGGGGGAAGCUGUUUGACGACAAUACCUGCAGUCGGAUCUGCAAGGACGAGAUCGUACUUGUGGAUGAAAUCGUUCUUCAUGACACAAACGCUGUGAACUGCACCUACAAAGACGAGGAUGACUGUGUGGAGCGUUUCCAGUACUUUGAGGACGCAAGCGGAAAAUCCAUCCUGUUUGUGGUCAAAGAGCCGGAUUGUCCAAAAGGACCAGACAUUUUAGUGGUGCUGCUGUCGGUGGCUGGAGCCAUCCUGUUCCUCGGUCUGGCUGCUCUGCUCAUCUGGAAGCUGCUGGUUACCAUCCACGACCGGCGGGAGUUUGCCAAAUUUGAGGAGGAGCGAGCCCGAGCCAAAUGGGACACUGGGCACAACCCGCUUUACAAAGGAGCAACUUCAACCUUCACGAACAUCACGUACAGAGGAAAAGACUGAUGCUGCUGAGCAGGGAGGACAAACCCACAGACUUCCAUCAUCCUUUGGGAGAAAGCAACCAAUCAUGUGCAGGCUUCUACUGUCACACAAGAAAUGAUAACUGUUUGUAAAUAUGUAAAAAUGACACAUUUUAUCAGGAAUUAGACGUUCACCCUUAUGGAUUCCAAUGAUUUUGUGAUUUAAUAAGAUCUGUGUUGUUGCUGAAACCACAAUAAAAUGUGUUCCUUUUGAGGACGAAUGACAUUUUGUGUAUUGUUUUUUUGGUUUUCUGUAUUUGAUUUUUACUAUGUGGAGUUUAUCCAAACCUAAAUGUUUUAUUUUUCCUUGUCUACUUCAAUCUUGUUAAAUUUUCCUCCCAGCAAUUUUUAAUUUUGGUUCUAUUUAGGACUUUCCAUCACUGCCUAAAUUCCCUCUCCAUUUUUUUCUUCUUUCCUUUUACCUCAGAAAUUGCUGUAGGACAAAAUUGCCUCUUUGAGACAUGUCUUUUACAGGGAUUUAAUUAAAUUUAAUGGGUUCUGCUGUUUAUUUCAACCCAAUAUAUAUAUAUUUUUAAGAUCCUAAAAAAAUAAUUACAUUAAGAGGCAGAUUUAAGCCCCAUUGACUUCCUGUUUGUAAAAUUACACCACGUAAACUCUGUCUUUUUUUCCAGUUAAGUCACAUCCUGCUAAUACGCAGUCUGGAAACUGUCAGAUACAAUUAAAAAAAAGUUUUUUCAAAACUAUAAAAAACCAAAUGUAAUAUGACUAAAAGAUUUGACCAAAGUUUUAAAUGCUAAAAAUGGUAUUACAAAAUAAAAACACUUUAAAACGCCAAUAUAAUAUGAAGUAUUAAACACCUCUUCAAUUUUUCAACCACACUGACAUCUAGCGGACAAAAGGUGAACUACAGUAAAUAAAAUAAAGACUGAUUUAAUUUUUUGCUUUGUUUAUAAGAAAAAAAAUAGAAAAAAUAAUAUAAACGCAAAAUAAUUG